AUGGAACAACAUCCUAUCACCACUCCUCUGGAACAACAUCCCAUCACCACUCUGGAACAACAUCCCAUCACCACUCUGGAACAACAUCACAUCACCACUAUGGAACAACAUCCCAUCACCACUAUGGAACAACAUCACAUCACCACUAUGGAACAACAUCCUAUCAUCACUCCUCUGGAACAACAUCCCAUCACCACUCUGGAGCAACAUCCCAUCACCAUUCUGGAGCAACAUCCCAUCACCACUCUGGAACAACAUCCUAUCACCACUCUGGAACAACAUCCCAUCACCACUAUGGAACAACAUCCUAUCACCACUCUGGAACAACAUCCCAUCACCACUAUGGAACAACAUCCUAUCACCACUCUGGAACAACAUCCCAUCACCACUAUGGAACAACAUCCCAUCACCACUCUGGAACAACAUCCCAUCACCACUCUGGAGCAACAUCCUAUCACCACUCUGGAACAACAUCCCAUCACCACUAUGGAACAACAUACCAUCACCACUCUGGAACAACAUCCAAUCACCACUCUGGAGUAA
This is a messenger RNA of Coregonus sp. 'balchen', 543 nucleotides long. Lineage: Eukaryota; Metazoa; Chordata; Actinopteri; Salmoniformes; Salmonidae. The record is from the annotation of a GenBank genome assembly.